GUCGCUCGUGCAUGACUGACUGACUGUUAGUGGGAAUAUACAAAUCAUUACACGUCAAAAUCAUUAAGAUGGUGAAUGUAGGAGCGGAUAACUGAUCAUAUCCGGAUUUGAGACAAACUUUUGGAUCCGUUUCUUUGGGAAAUAUUAAAUCACUAUGGCUUUCACUCCGGCGUCUUACACGAACAAUACAACCAUGUUUCCCUCCAAUAAUUCAUCCAUGCCUCUUAGUGCGGAGGAAACGGAAGUGAUUCUCCGGAAGUUGAAUGACCAGAAGGCUUUACAAUAUCUGCCGGUGAUUAUAUAUAUGAUGGUGCUACUUCUAGUCGGAACCGUAGGCAACAUUGUUGUGUUUUUCGUAUAUUGGAACAAGAAGACAAAAACUUCUUCGCAUUUUUUCAUUCUCAAUCUUGCUGUCCUUGACCUUUUGACCUGUUUAGUUGGCAUGCCAACAGAAGUGGCAGAUCUCAGAUACCCGUAUAUGUUCUACGCCCCGGCGGCAUGUAAACUUUUGCGCUUCAGCGAAUCUGUAUCGACUAUUGGGUCGUCCAUCACCCUCAUAGCUGUGGCAUUCGACAGAUACUACAGAAUAUGUAGACUGGGGAAACAGAUCUCGGUGAAAACGGCCAAAGGCAUCUGUGUUAUAGCCAUUAUCGUAGGAGUGGCGACGUCAUGGCCCGCCUGCAUCAUUUUCGGCGAGAAGACGGUCGACGUUGGCGUUGAAGGUAUCGUGGGUGUGGACUGUUCUACAGAUGAUUCCAUGCGACACACUUUGUACCCAACACUAUACUACGGUGUGCUCUUCCUUCUCUUCGUGGGGUGUGUUAUCUUCUUCACCGUAAUAUACUCUAAAAUAGGUUCUGUUAUAUGGUCGAGGAAGAAAAUAAAGAUAGGUGAAAAAGCACCGGAAAUUCCUCCAAGCAAAGACCGGACAUUCAAUGACAGUACGGCAUCAGAUCGUGUGUCCUCGGAUCCCAUUAGCACAGAAAUGUCGUCAGACCAGGAAGCAAACUGGGACGACACGCGCAGGAAUUCCACCGCGUCACGGAACGUAUUCAAAAAGCGUGGCCAAAAACAUCAGAUUCGCGUGACGAGAACCACAGUGGUUUUAUUUGCUGUCACGGUGGCAUACGUAAUCAGCUUUCUUCCAUUUCUGAUAUUCAUGGUCGUGCGAAGUAUUAAAAGAGACUUUGAAACUGGCCUGGAUCCAGCCGGAGAAGUAGCGUAUAAAUUCGGCUCAAAGUCCUAUUUCAUCAAUAACGCCAUCAACCCGGUCAUUUACAGUUUCCUCAAUGUAAACUUCCGAAAGGACACGAAAGCCCUGUUUAAGAGGUGUCUCGCAUGUUGCUGUUGUCGUAACAGAGACGUAUGAAGUUGAAUAACGUAUUUAAUGUUUUGAAACCAUGAUCACAAUCCAUACAUACACACAAAUGUGUUCGAAAUCCGUUAAGUUAUGUUUAUUGAUCCAAUAGAAUUCCAUCUACGACAAUUGAGACAUCUACAUGUCUUCUCUAGUUCGACAUUUACGGAUUGAGGCUGUUUGGUGCUGAAACCAGGUGCUGGUACAUCAUAUGGUAGAGACACCACUGCGCAAGCGCAUAUCGCCUGCGUUUGAUUGGGUAAAAGGUGCUGGACACUUAUACUCACUAUAAAUUGUUAUAUAAAUAACAAUUUCGUCUCUACUAUCCUUUGAUCGUCGUCAUCGCACAUCCAUUUAUCGUCUUAAUCACUUUUCAUAUUUACAAUCGUGAUUUUAAUUAUCUUUUUUUAUUAGAAAUGUCGCAAUUUGUACCAUUCCUAAAUCUAUACUCUUUUCUGUGAUUUCUUAGAAAAUAACUUGUCAUUUCUGCACCCUCUGUUUAUCAUAUUGUGACUUUCUUUCAUUAUUUAGGCAAUUUUUUACAGUAAUUAUUUAUAUUCAAGUCCUGCACAACCAAUAGCAGUGAGUUCAUCAACUGUGCGCAAGACACGUUAAUUUUGAAUAAUCGUUGAUCUCUCUUUUUUUUUCAAAAAAUGAAUCAUAAGUGAAUUUUGAAUGUGAUCGAAGCGUAGUAGAAACCGAUAUUAUGUUAAUUUACUAAAUACUCGCAUCUAUCAAAGAACCUAUUACAUUAGUUUGGGUUGAAUUGUCAACAGGAACCCGUGUUUUCGUCAAAUAUUACAGAAUGUAUACAGUUUUGAAAAAAAAAGUCUACAGGGACCAGCGGUUUCUUUGUUUUUAUUGUAUGUGUACAAGUAUUUGUAUUUAUAAAUUUACUUCAAUUUUAAAUAUUGUUGCAUUUUUGUAAUGUCUGUUCUUUAAAAAGACUGUACCCGUUUAGAGGAAUAAGUUGUUAUCAUUUGUUUGUCGUAAUUUGCUAUAAAGAAUCUAUUACAUUUGAAUUGUUAUUUGUACCUCUUGUCAAUUUUAUAUAUUUACGUAUUUACGUGGUUUGUCUUGUAUGUUUUCCAGUAGCUAUCGAGAUGUGUUCCACAUAUAUACAGUAGCAUUGUCAGGUUGGGUUGCUUUCCGAUGUCCGUUUUUACUGGUGUGCAUAACCGUUAUGUUGUCAUCUGCUGUGGUCACAUUUCUCGGCCGAACUUGAAGUUUCAAAGGCCCAUUAAGAUUGUUAUUUUUUGUCCCGAAAAACCAACCCACUAACACAAACAUUUGAAUCAAGGUGUGCAUUUUCUAUAAAAUUAGAUCGGAAUAGUAUUUUAAUGAACUACUAGCGUUAAAAUACUGCAUAAUCAUAUAUUUCCCUGGGACUCAAAUAUAGUCGAACUUCGUUAUCUCGAAGUCGUCAUGGCCGGAAGCUUCGAGUUAUCCAAGUAUUCGAUUUAAGUGAGAUCAAAAGUCUGGUGAAAAGUUUAGCCGGGACAGAAGAAAUACUUCGAAUUAAACGGUUCUUCAUGUUAUACGUUCGAUAUAACAUACAGUUAUUUAGUUCGAGAUAACGAGGUUCGACUGUAUUGUAUGGAUAAUUUAUUAUUUAAAAAACGCACGAAAAUUAAUGAUUUUUCAGUAGUUUUUUAGAUUUGACUUAUGAUGGAACUGAAUUGUAAAGUUUAUCUUUUUUGUUGGGCAUCAAUGACGAAUUGUUCUAUAUUUCAAAUCUCUAAUACUGCUUUCUUACUCGAGUUGCUUUUCAAAAUUACGUACACGUGAAGGACAAUGUCAUGUGCUACUUUUGUUUCCUAUUCUCACAUUUUUCAUUAAAAUAUGUCUUCAAUUUAA
Molecule: messenger RNA, 3214 nt
Organism: Ylistrum balloti
Lineage: Eukaryota; Metazoa; Mollusca; Bivalvia; Pectinida; Pectinidae
Product: orexin receptor type 2-like
Exons: 2
Coding region: 155-1369 (404 amino acids)
Biological process (GO): neuropeptide signaling pathway
Cellular component (GO): membrane
Molecular function (GO): neuropeptide receptor activity
Source: RefSeq, a predicted model, not a curated record